Penicillium pulvis is the source of this 1257-nucleotide messenger RNA. RefSeq lists its product as uncharacterized. The transcript has 3 exons. The record is from RefSeq and is a predicted model, not a curated record. Lineage: Eukaryota; Fungi; Ascomycota; Eurotiomycetes; Eurotiales; Aspergillaceae. The coding region runs from base 1 to 1257 and encodes 418 amino acids. Gene Ontology annotation, molecular function: oxidoreductase activity.
AUGAGGAGCCACGCUCUGAUCGAAGCCUUAGCUGAGGCAACACCCCAGCAGAAACUCCUUUGUAGCUUAGCAGCAAUCACUGCAUAUCUUGUCCUAGUAUCAUCAAUCCGCUUUCGCCGACGCAGCGCCCUGCACAAGAAAUACCCCUACCAAACCCGGGAUUCAAUGAGGAAGAUGACCAACCACGACGCCUGGGCAAUCCAGAAAACAAUUCUCCAGAUGGAAUUUCCCUUCAUCGUCCUUAAAUCCCUCCAAUUCGCUCUUUUCCGAACAUAUGGCAUUCCAACCAUAUCAACUCUGCUACUAAAGACCUCGCAGUUCUCUGACUCGGCAACUUCAUUCAAACGCUACGCCGACACCGGAACACUGAUAGGUGAAUUCAUGGCCUUUGACCCCAAUUCCGAACGUGCUCAGACUGCCAUCGCCCGAACCAAGUUCCUGCACAAGGGAUAUCGCGCAAAUGGGAAGAUUCUCGAAGACGAUAUGUUGUACACAUUGAGCCUCUUUGCGACGGAGCCUAUCCGUUUCGUCAAGUUGUAUGAGUGGCGCGAGAUGACUGAGAUGGAGCGCUGUGCAGUCGGGACAUAUUGGAAGAGUCUUGGUGAUGCACUGGAUAUCAGUUAUGCUAUAUUGCCGUCCGGGAACCUUGGGUUUCGGGAUGGGAUCCACUGGUUGGAAGAGGUCAGUAUCUGGAGUCGGGCGUAUGAGGCCCAGCAUAUGAAACCACAUCCACGGAACAAGGAGAUUGCGGAUAAGACGAUUGAUGUGAUGGUAUAUAACCUGCCGGUAUUUAUGAAGCCGUUGGGUGUGUAUUUUGCUUGUUGCCUGAUGGACGACGGGCUUCGGAAUGCGAUGAUGCUUGAUCGGCCCCCGGCUUUUUUCGCCGCGCUCUUUGGAUCAAUGCUCCAGUUGCGCAGACUGUACCUACGCUAUGUGGCUCUCCCAAGGCCAACCUUCAUGCGCCUGGAUGUCUUUACCGAAGAACCAAAUGAGAAUGGUCGGAAUUUCGUGUUAUUCUACGAAGGCGCACCGUUCUAUGUGCAGCCCACGAUUUGGAAUCGCUGGGGUCCCGUGGCGUUGUUCAAGCGGGCCCUGGGACAGCCCUUGCCUGGAGAUGGUGGGGACAAGUACUAUCCCCAGGGGUACUAUACCCCGGAUCUGGGUCCCAAGUACUUCAAAGGCAAGGGGCGCAAGGAGUUGGAGUUGAUCAAGGAGAGUAUUCGGAUGCAGCGAACGGGCCAAUGUCCAUUUUCAUAA